Messenger RNA from Sus scrofa (pig), 558 nucleotides. The record is from RefSeq and is a predicted model, not a curated record. NCBI's taxonomy places the organism in Eukaryota, Metazoa, Chordata, Mammalia, Artiodactyla, Suidae.
AUGGGUAACACCAAAGGUGAAGAAAAAGCUGAAACAUCCAGGAAUACACUUCUGGCAAGAGCAUGGACUAGUUCAGGAUGGGGACAUGACAUCACUUGGGUGCAGACAUAUGAGGAAGGUCUCUUUCAUAUUCAAAAAAGUAACAAGCCAUUGAUGGUUAUUCAUCACUUGGAGGAUUGUCAAUACUGCCAAGCAUUUAAAAAAGGGUUUGCCCAAAAUAAAAAAAUACAAACAAUGGCUCAGAAUAAUUUCAUCAUGCUGAAUCCCAUGCAUGAGACCACUGAUAAGAACUUAUCACCUGAUGGACAGUAUGUGCCUAGAAUCAUGUUUGUGGAUCCUUCUUUAACAGUCAGAGAUGAUAUAACUGGAAGAUAUUCCAACAGACUGUAUACAUAUGAACCUCAGGAUUUGCCACUGUGGAUAGAAAACAUGAAGAAAGCAUUAAAACUUACUCAAUCCAAGUUAUAAUGGAGUACCUCUUAAGAUCUUGAAUGUCGGAGUUCCCGUCGUGGCGCAGUGGUUAACGAAUCCGACUAGGAACCAUGACGUUGCGGGUUC